Messenger RNA from Puma concolor (puma), 844 nucleotides. The record is from RefSeq and is a predicted model, not a curated record. NCBI's taxonomy places the organism in Eukaryota, Metazoa, Chordata, Mammalia, Carnivora, Felidae.
GGCCGUAGAGCUGUUUCUGCCUGUGGAGUAGCUCUGUCUCUUCCUCCCCGGGGAAAUGCACAAUUUUGAGGACGAGUUAACAUGUCCCAUUUGCUACAGUAUUUUUGAAGAUCCUCGUGUACUACCAUGCUCUCAUACGUUUUGUAGAAAUUGCUUGGAAAAUGUUCUUCAAGCAUCUGGGAACUUUUAUAUAUGGAGACCUUUACGAAUUCCACUCAAGUGCCCCAAUUGCAGAAGUAUUAUUGAAAUUGCUCCAAGUGGUAUUGAAUCUUUACCUGUUAAUUUUGCAUUAAGGGCUAUAAUUGAAAAGUACCAGCAAGAAGACCAUCCAGAUAUCGUUACCUGUCCUGAACAUUACAGACAACCAUUAAAUGUUUACUGUCUCCUAGAUAAAAAAUUAGUUUGUGGUCAUUGCCUUACCAUAGGUCAACAUCAUGGUCAUCCCAUAGAUGAUCUUCAGAGUGCCUAUCUGAAAGAAAAGGAUACACCUCAAAAACUGCUUGAACAGUUAACCGACACACACUGGACAGAUCUUACUCGUCUUAUUGAAAAGCUGGAAGAACAGAAAUCUCAUUCAGAGAAGAUGGUCCAAAGUGAUAAGGAAGUUGUCCUCCAGUAUUUUAAGGAGCUUAGUGAUACAUUAGAACAGAAAAAAAAAACCUUCCUAGCUGCUCUUGGUAAUGUUAGCAAUCUGAUUAAUCAAGAAUACACUCCACAAAUUGAAAGAAUGAAAGAAAUAAGAGAGCAGCAGCUUGAAUUAAUGACACUGACAACAUCUUUACAGGAAGAGUCUCCGCUGAAAUUUCUUGAAAAAGUUGAUGAUAUCCGCCAACAUGUACAGAUU